CAUAACAAAUGAAAUAUCAUACCCGCAUGCUCCGUUGUAAUUGCUGUGUAAUGCCAUAUAUAAUGCAUAGACAAACUAUACUCUGUGGAAAAUGUCUAAAAGGCCAAAAUUAACAACUCAGACAUCGUCCUCGGCAGAGUUCCUAAAAAUUGUUUGACUCUGUAACAAGCGCAUUGACUUUUUCCAUUUCCGAUUCUAUUUUAUGCACUUUUCGUGGCAAGUUGUGUGUUUUGCAGCAAUAAUUGUGAACAUUUAAUUGGUAUUAAUGUGCGUUAGUGUUCCAAAAGAGCCUCCACCAAGGGAACACGCCAACAGCCUUGAGGCAGAAACUUUUACAUCGAUUGUUAUUAUGUACCUCAAUAUGCUACGAGACAGACUUGUGGCCAGUGGGCGAAAGUUGAUGACAGAUCUUCACUUGUAUGAGAUGAUGGAUGAAGCUGCUAUUUAUUUGGCACAACAUCCUAUUUUAACUGUAGUAGUGAUUGCUGUGGCUAUAUCCUGUGGAAUUCCUGUUCUCAUGUUUGUUGUCUUUGCAAUCUUGACAGUUCUCUUCACAUUUGCUGGCUUCAUUGUCAUUGAAGGGACACUUCUGACAGUGGGCUCAGUUCUUUUGUGUGGCUUUGUUCUGGCCAUUCUAAUCAUACUCGUCACCAUUGCUGCUACAGUGGGUGUGGCUUAUCUUGGUUUCAUUGAAGUUUAUGGGCUACUACAGAACAGUCCAGAAAACAGUGCUCUAGCACAUUUUUUGCCAAGAAAAUCAGCCACUCAACAUCCUACUAUCUCAUCUACUGCUCAAAAUCUUCAUGAAGACUGAUUUCUUGCAUUGUUUAUAACAUUUGCAAUGAAAGCUUAAUGCAAUUUUUCAAGAAUGCAUGUAUGGAAACAUUGCGUUGAAAUGUCUUUGAAACUUUUCUUUUUUUUUAUACCUUUCAAAACAAAAGAAUGAUUGACUUUACUUGUAAAGAGAUCAAUCAAAGCUGCAUUUUGAGAUGUUUAACCAUGUCGCUGCAUUGUUGAAAGUACUAAUAAUAAAAUUCCCAGAACUCUGAAAUCCUUGUUUCACAAACGUGGAUAAUUCAACUGUUUGGAUUGGACUAUUUAAAGAAAUAGUUUCAUACCUAAUUUAUUUCGCUUAAAAGAACAAUUUAUUAGGAAUUAUGGCAGUAUUUCAUUAGAAAGCAACUAAGUUAAAUUUUGCUUCUAUUUUCUUUGGGGAAUUUAUGAUGUAUGGAGAUUUGGUUAAAAAUCUUUAUCUCUUGCAAUUUAUAAAUCAUUGAGGAUGUAACAACCCUUUCACACUUGAGAGACAAUGUAGAAUGUGUGUAAUAAAGUGAUUUAUGUUAAAAGACUCCCAACUAGCUAAAGAUAGUUGUUGAUCCGUGUUAAUUUUUUUUUUUCCUUCCACUGAAAUAGCUGCCUUUAUCACAUUAAUUUCAUAUCGUAAACUGUAAUAUUACUAUAAUGGCAAUGUAAAAAAUAAAUUAGAUUUGUAUUCUGAAAAAGUCUACACUUAAACUUGUUCUGUACAAAACUUUCUGGGGUGAUACUUCUGUAUUUCCAUGGUAGUAAAAAAUUAUGAGUAGUAAAAAAAUGAGAUAUUUCAAACAAUUGCUCUUGAUAUUGUAGAAAUGGUUCAUGAAAAAUUUUCCUGUGGACAUGUUAUGCAAUAUUUUGACGAGAGGUUCAUGCAUUAUGCUUCCAAGGAUUACUGUAGUUACACUCAAUGCCCAUAGAGAACUAACAUGUGCAACAUAUUUUUAAAAAAAUCUUUAAAAGUUAAUUGUUUCCCUACUUAGCUAUCUAACUUUGUUGCACAUAUAAUCAGUGGUCACAAGUAAUUUUUGUGAAGCGUUGUUUUUAAUUUGCUGUUAAUUUAAUGCUAUUAAUUUUUAGUAAUGUAUUUUAGGCGUUUUCUGCAUAGUUUGUUGGAGACUUUUUAUGGCAUUGUCAAAUUCUUAAAUUCUUUUUAAUCACUAAUAUACACUCAAAAUGAAGUGGAAUUAGGAAAAUGGAAAGAAGGCUUAAAAAUCAGAAAAAUUCUAUUUUGAUUUAAUUACAGUGCAUAACUUGCAUGCGUUUUGUAAAAUAAAGUUUGUGUGUUAUUCGUUGAUUGUUAAGCUGACUUCUCUGACCCCUUCAACUUCUCUGUUUAACAGUAUUACUGAAUUUUGAAGAGAUUGGUGUACUAAGUUAUUUACAUGUGUCAUACCACAUCUUGUUACAAGAUGGGUGAAAGUUUUAUUCACUUUGUACAAAUUUCUAGAAUUAUAUAUUAUUAUUGUGUAAUUACAAUAUUACAUUUGUCUAUUCAACCUGGGAAUGCUAA
Molecule: messenger RNA, 2326 nt
Organism: Gryllus bimaculatus (two-spotted cricket)
Lineage: Eukaryota; Metazoa; Arthropoda; Insecta; Orthoptera; Gryllidae
Source: the annotation of a GenBank genome assembly